Molecule: messenger RNA, 3193 nt
Organism: Dufourea novaeangliae
Lineage: Eukaryota; Metazoa; Arthropoda; Insecta; Hymenoptera; Halictidae
Gene: NfI
Product: nuclear factor 1 X-type
Exons: 13
Coding region: 758-2725 (655 amino acids)
Biological process (GO): regulation of transcription by RNA polymerase II
Cellular component (GO): nucleus
Molecular function (GO): DNA-binding transcription factor activity, RNA polymerase II-specific; RNA polymerase II cis-regulatory region sequence-specific DNA binding
Source: RefSeq, a predicted model, not a curated record
CGGAUUGGCAGGCUACCAGAUCCUUGGAUCGAGUGGAUCAGUGCCGAGCGCCCGCGAAGGCGAGAUUAACACGCCCCUGUGAAUCGAAACGAUCGGAAUCAGUGAGAAACACCCCACCAUCCCCGGUCCUCGUGGUCGGUGGUAGUUAAUUCCCCUGGACUAGGGCUCGAACUCGUUCGGCAGGGUGGGAGUGGUGGAUCUGCUCCUUUCGAAGGAUCAGCUGAUAUCUAGGGGAUCCUCGGGAUCGUCGCGCAGAAGGAUCGAACUGAAAAAAAUAAUCAUAUUAUUCGACCCUUCUCCAGUCGUGUAUACUCUGCCCACACCUGAAAAUUCGAGACGUAUCGGUUCGCUUUGUGUUCAGAUUCUGGCCGAGCCACGGUUCCAAAGGAGUACACACCGUCGUGGAAUAAUCUUGUGCGCGGGCCGGUGAGGAGUAAUCGAUAAGGAAGAGAAUUCGAGGAGGAAGUGCUCGUGAAAGAAGAAAAAGAUCGUUGGAAAGGCCGACUCUUCGGUCGGUUUAGGUCUAAUCGAGACGAAGAAGGAGGAGGAGGACGAGAGUCGGCGAGGAGGAGGAGAGAGACAGCAGCAGAGCACGGUGGUGCAGAUGAGGCCACGAUCAAUCUGCGACAGGGUGGCGGAGGAGUAUUGCGACCCUGACGGUUGUUACUGCGAGAAUCGGUGCUUCUGACAGCCGGACGGCAGGAGGGACAGACAGACGGUAGUGUGCCACAGCAGCCGCAGUGCUUGCGAAUACUCGAUGGAUGAGUUCCAUCCAUUCAUUGAGGCCCUCCUACCAUUCGUGAAGUCUUUCUCGUACACGUGGUUCAAUCUACAAGCCGCCAAGAGGCGUUACUACAAGAAGCACGAGAAACGGAUGAGUCUCGAAGAGGAACGUCAGUGCAAGGAGGAACUCCAGAACGAGAAGCUGGAGGUGAAACAGAAAUGGGCCUCGCGGCUUCUGGGCAAGUUACGAAAGGAUAUCACGCAGGAGUACAGGGAGGACUUCGUGCUGAGUAUCACGGGGAAGAGGCCGGCCAUGUGCGUCCUGAGUAAUCCCGACCAGAAGGGCAAAAUGCGUCGGAUCGAUUGCCUCCGUCAGGCCGACAAGGUAUGGAGGUUGGACCUGGUGAUGGUGAUCCUCUUCAAGGCGAUACCGUUGGAGUCGACGGACGGGGAACGUCUCGAGAAGACCGCGGAAUGCGCACAGCCGGGCCUCUGCGUCAACCCCUAUCACAUCAACGUCUCCGUCCGGGAACUGGAUCUCUACCUUGCCAAUUUUAUCACCAGCCACGAGGUUCUAAACGGCAUCUGCAACGCGAGCAAGGAGGAGGAAAGGCGGCGAAAAGGUGCAGGCUACCACGAACUAUAUAACGGUGUUGUCUGCAAUGACACGAUCCUUGCGACAGGUGUCUUCAGCUCCAAGGAGCUCUGGAUGCUUUCAAAAGCGUCCAUACUGCAUGACCUCAGCGACAUGCAGCCUCAAAUAAACGCGAUCAAAAUAGAGCACCCGCCGUACUACUGCAGCAGCUACACCCCUCCGUCCGCAGCCACGGCCGCGGAUCAUGCUCAACCAGCGGCUAGCUUCAGCCCGCCACCGGUGCACCAGCUCAUAAGGAACGACAAGACUGAAAAGCCGCCGACGGUUUCCGUUUCGAGCGCGCCCACCUUCUCGCCGGUUCUCAGGCCCGAGGACGGCCAUCGGGGAAUGGAUUCGCCGCAUUCGCAAACUGGAUUGCACUCGCCGCACGAGGGACUCGCCGGUGGUUCCGGUCAGAGUAUGUCCGGUCUCGCCUACUACCAACCGGAGCACCCUGCCUCCGCGGGGGUGGUCAAGUACCCCGAGAACGGUCACGACACCCUCUCCGAUUUCGUGACGUUCGUCUGCCAGGAGGCCGAGAAUACUCAGCAACUGCCCCAGGCGCAGCUAGCCGGACCCCGCACUGGUAUGCAAAAGUUCUCACAGUAUUAUCCGAGCUCGAUGUUGCCGCCACCGCCUCCAGCCCCGAUGGCCAGGCCGGUCGCGAUAAUAAGGUCGACGGGCGAGCUAACGGCGGCCAGCUCGAACUCGCCUCCGACAUCCUCGACUUCGCCGACGGACCCAGGUGAGCUGGGGACCAGCCAGGAGCAAAUGGCGGCCGCGGCCGCGGUGGGUCUGGUCGGUUCCGGUUGCCAGAGCUCCGUCGAUCCGGCCGGCAGAAAAAGUCCUGCGAGAAUACUGGUCACCGCACCUCACACCAGCCGGGAAUACACGUUCGCCCAUUUCCACUCACAACCUGGACAGCAAAUAUUCACCUACCCGACCAUCAGCUCCAUGUCGGGCGUGAUGUCGCCGACGAACCUCUCGCUGUUCUCGUCCCCGGUCUCGGUGACGAGGCCGGUGGCGACGCAGCGCACGGUCACGAACGUGCCGGCCCGUUGGAACACAGCGCCGUUCAUAAAUCUCGAGGACGACUACAACAUGAUCGCGCCAAUAAUCACCGGGACCGCGAGCGAGCCGCCAUCCGCCAUGGACGAAGAACGAUACUUCCAUCCGGUGCACACGAGCGGUGUGGUGGACAAGACCGGUAGCCUGAUGGGCGGCGAUCUAGGGGUGGCCACGGAUCCAACGUCCCACCAUCAUCAGUCCCAACAAGCGCAACAACCACAGUCCCAGCAACAACCACCCCAACAGCAGCAGCAACAAGUGAUGCAAGACAAAAGCGGCCGACCGAAGUCUCCCCCGUGACACUGGAGGCUAAGACCGGAAUGUCUCGCCGAGAAGCUCGCAUGUUCCACGGGAUCGUUACUCACCGCUCCGUCCUACGACAACAACACGGAGCCGGAUGGGAAUCGCCAGGAUUCCUCGUGUCGUGUUCAGCUUCGCGACCAAAGCCCCCCGCGGAGAAUCGAGUGCCUGAGAGUCUGAUCGUAGUUUAAACGCAGACCCGGAGCGUCACGCUGAGGAGAAGAGGGAGAGGGACCGAGGGAUUUCCGGCGGGCGGAAAAAUGUGGGGGGGGGGGCCUGGGCCGCUGCAGUUUCCGGUGGCGCGACGAAACCGGGAACCGUUCGUUUGUUUACGAUCGUCACAGUUCUCGCGCCUCUUGGUUCGCUUUCGAGGCAGACAAUGUCUCUCCUUGACCCUCUGAGGAAUUCGGAAACGGAUUUUCCUCCUCGCGAAGCCCCGAUGGAAUUUAUUCGCUCGCGAGAGAACAC